This is a messenger RNA of Closterium sp. NIES-65, 846 nucleotides long. The record is from the annotation of a GenBank genome assembly. NCBI's taxonomy places the organism in Eukaryota, Viridiplantae, Streptophyta, Zygnematophyceae, Desmidiales, Closteriaceae.
AUGGAGGUCGCUCGUACCUCCAUGAUCCAUGCGGCUGCUCCCCAUUUCCUGUGGCCGUUUGCAGUGCAGUACGCCGCGCAUCAGCUCAACCUCUGGCCCCGUGUCUCUGUUCCGGAGACCUCGCCUACUCUGCGUUGGACGGGGGAGGUUGGCGACGCGUUGGUGUUCCGAGUCUGGGGAUGUCGAGCCUUUGUCCGCGAUACGUCCGCGGACAAACUCUCCUCCCGUGCGGUUCCCUGUGUCUUCCUGGGCUUUGUCCCUGACGCGCCUGGCUGGCGGUUUGACCACCCCACCUCGCGACGUGUCUUCGCCUCUCAGGACGUCACCUUUGACGAGUCGGUACCCUUUUACCGUCUCUUCCCCUACCGCACUGCCCCGCUUCCCCCCCCGCCCCUCUUCCUCACCCCAGGUGUCCCGUCGGUAGACCCCCUCCCUCCCCAGGGUGCUGCUCCCUCAGGUGUUUCCCAGGUAGACCCGGUCGAGCCUGUCGAGGUACCGCCUGCUGGAGGUGCUGCUGGUGCUACUGGUGGUGCUGCUGGUGCUGGUGCUGCUGGAGGUUCUGGAGCUGCUGGAGGUGCUGCUGGUGCUACUGGUGGUGCUGCUGGUGCUUGUGCUGCUGGAGGUUCUGGAGCUGCUGGAGGUGCUGCUGGUGCUACUGGUGGUGCUGCUGGUGCUCGUGCUGCUGGAGGUGCUGCUGGUGCUACUGGUGGUGCUGCUGGUGCUGGUGGUGCUGGAGGUUCUGGAGCUGCUGGAGGUGCUGCCGGGGCUGCUGGGGGUUCUGGAGCUGCCGGAGGUGCUGCUGGUGCUGGUGCUGCUGGAGGUGCUGCUGGAGGUCCUAGAGUCUGA